Dufourea novaeangliae is the source of this 27492-nucleotide messenger RNA. It is a transcript of the gene bent, whose product is annotated as twitchin. Bases 700 to 26688 code for a protein of 8662 amino acids. Gene Ontology annotation, biological process: protein phosphorylation. The transcript has 105 exons. Gene Ontology annotation, molecular function: protein kinase activity; protein binding; ATP binding. The record is from RefSeq and is a predicted model, not a curated record. NCBI's taxonomy places the organism in Eukaryota, Metazoa, Arthropoda, Insecta, Hymenoptera, Halictidae.
UGCGGUUAGUUGGCGCGCGGGGCCCCGGUGACUGGGACGGCCAAAUACAGGCGCUCCGUAUAUAAAAAGGCAGAGACAAGAGAGAGAGAGACAGGGCCGGAAACGAGCAGGGAUACAAAAAGCUGUAUUAAACGGAGUGACGACCACACAGUGACGACGACGAAGACGACCGAAUCAGUAAUAUACACACAUAUUUUUUUUUUUCUUGUUCGUUACGCGACUAUUCGAGAAUCACACACAAAGUGCGCGGCGAAGAAUCUCGUUGACGAGCCGCGAGCUCUCGACCUGAUCGACACGUUCAACCUGCCCAAGAAUCCGGGAGAGAUUAAAUAGGAUUUCUACCACAACGACCCCUACGACCAUUUGUCGGCCUCCGGAACGUUUGGAUACUUAAGCAGCUCUGCCUCAAGUCGAAGGAGGUACCCUGCAAAAAGUAGGCGUGUCCACGAUCCUCCGGAUCGAGGGUAAAGCACGGGAGGUUGGAUGGUGCCGCGGGUCGGCGCCGUUUGAACCGACACCGAGGCGGAAGGGGGGCAGGGCCAGGUUUCCCUCGCGAGCUGAGCACGAAGGAGCGAAUCAGGGGGGCGGGGGUGGGUCUACUCGAUCCCUUAAACGGGAUAGGAGGGUGGCUCGUCCAUCCGUUGUGAGAUUCGCCGUUAAAAGGCGGGGGAGGAGGAGGUGCGAAGGCGGCCCGUCGCCAUGGGGGUCGCCGACGAUUUCGCGCCGAGCUUCACCCAGAAGCCUCAGCUCAGACAAGAGGACGACGGUAAUCGGUUGAUAUUCGAGUGUCAGCUGGUCAGCUCGCCGAAACCGGAGAUAUCAUGGUUCCGCGGGGAGACCGAGCUGAGCCCGGACGACAGGACGAACUUCAAGAUGCAGAGCAUCGGUACGAACAAGUUCCUGGUCGUGCUGGAGCUCGACGACGUGAUCGAGACCGACGCGGGCCUAUACAAGGUCAAGGCCAAGAACAAGAUGGGCGAGGUCGCGGCUUCGAUCAACCUGAAUUUCAGCCCUGUCGAUGAGCCUAGGGAGAAACAAAUCGACGGCAUCGCGCCGACUUUCGCGAAAAAGCCCGCUAUCAGACAAGAAGACGAUGGUAAACGACUACUUUUCGAAUGUCGCAUCACAGCCGAUCCCACGCCAAAAGUUACGUGGUUUCACGAUGGAAGUAUGGUCAAAGACUCACCGAGGCACAAGCUGACCGUCGACAAAGAUGGCCACUCGUACUUCGCGACGCUGGAAAUUAAAAAUGUGACCGUCGAGGAUGCUGGAAAAUACAAGGUCACCGCGAAGAACGAGCUCGGCGAGUCGAACGCCACCAUUUCCUUAAACUUCGACAACGCAGAAGAGGGACCUGGUUUCGCACCGACGUUCGUCGAGAAACCGCGUAUCAUUCCGAACGAAACCGGUACCUUGAUCACGAUGAAGUGCAAGUGCAAGGCGAACCCGAAACCGGACGUGACGUGGUUCCGUGGGACCAACGUUGUCAAGGAGUCUUCAAAGAUCUCGAUCAAGACGAAGACCGUGGAGGAGGACGUUUACGAGUUGAUUAUGGAAAUCAAGGAUCCUUCGGCGCCGGACGGUGGCACGUACAGGUGUCACGUGCAAAAUGAAUACGGAGAGAGCAACGCCAAUUUGAAUCUGAACAUCGAGGCCGAGCCGGAACCGGAAGGUGAUGGGCCGACCUUCGUCGAAAAGCCGCGCAUACAGUCCCAGAAUCAGGGUAAACUCGUUAUAAUGGACUGCAAAGUGAAAGCCAGUCCGAAACCGGAAAUCGUGUGGACCCACGCCGGUCAAGUGGUGAAAGAAUCAUCGAAGAUUUCCAUCAGCGUCGUUCAAGAGAAAGAGGAUAUUUAUUACAUUAAAUUGACCUUGAGCGAUCCUGGCCCAGAGGAUUCCGGAUUGUACAAAUGCAACAUCAAGAACGAUCUUGGCGAAUUGAAUGCGAAUCUGACGCUUAACGUCGAGAUUAUACCUGUGAUCAAGGAGAAACCAAAGGUCGUGAAGAUCGUGAAGAAGAGAACAGUCGUGGUCGAGUGUCACGUGCUCUCCAAGUUCACGCCGGACUGCACUUGGUUCAAGGAAACGCAAGCGGUUAAACAGGACAGUAGGCACAAGGUGCACGUGGAACAAGUGAAAGAGGGAGAAUUCGCUGUCAAAUUAGAAAUCGAACAGAUAACGGCUACGGAUAAGGGUGUGUACAAAUUGGUAGCCCGUAAUGAGAAAGGCGAAGCAACGUCGCAGGUUGUGGAAGUCACGGAUAUCAUGGAGGAAGGCGACAAACCGAAGAUAGCGUCCGGUUUGAAAUCAGCGACGAUAGAGGAAGGUAAAUCGAUCGAACUCAUCGCCAGUCUAUCGAAAUCCGACCGCAAAGUGAACAUCUCGUGGUACAGAGAUUCCACGGUGAUCAAGUCUCAAAAGGACAUCAUGAUAUCCUUCAAUGGUACGGACAUGAAACUGACCAUCACGACCACUACCACUUCACACACCGGCACUUACAAGGUUGUCGUCAGCAACGAAUUCGGCCAAGACGAAUCGUCGGCCCGAUUAGUCGUGGAGAAAAAAGAGGAAGAGAAGAAGGAGGAGGAGGAAGAAGAAAAGAAGAAGAAGAAAGUUGAAAAGAAAGAAGAGGAGAAGAAGGAGGAAAAGAAAGAGGAGAAGAAGGUAGAAAAGAAAGAAGAGAAGAAGGAGGAGAAGAAGGAAGAAAAGAAGGCAGAAAAGAAAGAAGAGAAGAAGGAAGAAAAGAAGGAGGAUAAGGUAAAGAAUUCGAUCUGGAGCGACGAGGGGGAGACCGAUUACGACGAAAGUGUCCUCGAGGAGGAGGAAGAGGAAGAGGAAGUGGUGAGUGUAAUCGAAUCCAGCGUCGCAGAGCCAAUUAUCGAGGAACCAGAAUCUGAAACGAUAUCACAAAUGGAGGACAUACCAGACAAGAAAUCAAAUGGUAUCGACAAACCUGGUCUCAAGAAGAAACUGGAAGUGAUUCAGAAGAAACCAGAAGAGAAAAUCGCGGAGAAGAAGGAAGCAGAAAAGAAGAAGAUCGUGAAGAAGGAGGAAGAGAAGAAAGAGGAAGCGACGUUGAAAGCUGAGAAAACGGUGUCUCGCAAGCAGUCCAUUAGCAGAGUCGAAGAGCUACGAACGGAAAGCCGAAGGAGCUCUCUGGUGUCGACAGAGGAAAAGACCGAAGAGGAGUACAAGUCUGAGAGCAGGCGAUCGUCUAUCGUCGAGAAGAAGAAGGUGACAGCUGAGAAGAAAGAGGAAGUCACCGCUAAAACGAAGACUGUUGGGAAAGAGGAAACAAAGGAGGCACUUAAAACCAAAUCCAAGGUAGAAGAAGUUAAGAAGACGGAACCCACGAAACCCCAGGUCACUCCCGGUAAACCCGCGGAGCCUAAGAAAGACGAACCCGCCACGAAACCAAAGACUGCCGUCGGUAAACCCGAAGAGGCGAAGACAGAGGAACCCGUUACGAAACCCAAAACCACUUUAAGUAAACCCGAACAGGCAAAGAAGGAAGAACCCGCCCCGAAACCCAAGACUACUCUCGGUAAACCCGAAGAGGCAAAGAAGGUAGAAGCUGCCCCGAAACCUAAGGCCACCCUCGGUAAACCCGAAGAGGCAAAGAAAGAAGAACCCGCCCCGAAACCAAAGACCACCCUCGGUAAACCCGAAGAGGCAAAGAAGGAAGAACCCGCCCCAAAACCUAAGGCAACACUCGGUAAACCCGAACCAAAAAAGACAGAGGAACAGGGCAGGAAGUUCAGUCUUAAACCUGUUGCUAAGAUGGAGGAAGAGAAGAAGACUUUGCAGAAAAUCGAGCUCAAACCCGUCACAACGAACGCGACCUUGGAGAAAUUAGGACUGCGUAAACCACCGAAACACGAAAUUAAAGCCGAGAACUUUCAAUCUAUCCAACUUAAACCGGUUCCAAAGGAGCCGAAAAAGGCUCAGCAGGCUGAGAAUGGGAAUAUGGUUGAGCUGAAGAAAACCGAGAAGGCCGAGAAGGUUGAACUUAAGAAGGCUAAGACGGCCAAAUCGUCGAAGGACAGCAGCUACGAGCUUCCAGAAAUUCCAGACUAUGAGAGACCGGUCUUGGAAAAGCCUCAGGAAUUCGAUUUCGGCGACCGUGUGCCUCGCGACAAAACGAAGCUGGACAGGCCGACCACUCAGAAAUUCGACUCUAAGCCGAAAGUGCCGGAAAUCAAAGCUCCCGAGACACCGAAGAUCGAAGUUAUCAAGGACGUGACCCCGGCUGGAAGCAGAAAGGGUUCCCUGAUACCUGGUAGCGGUACCAGCAGUCGACGUGGUUCAUUGAUACCACCCGAGGAAUUGGGUCGCAGACCCAGCCUGAUCAUCAGUGACGAGGAGAAUAGGAAGCUGCGACCAGGCGAGGUGGUGGACGAGCGCAAGCGUCGUCGUCCGAGCACGGACGUUAGAAGACCCAGCGUGGCGGACCUCGAGAAUAAGAUCAAUCAGCCGAGCACACCUCUUCGAGAUGUUGGACCACCGGGACCACCUCAAAUCGUCGAUGUCCAGGAGUCUUAUUCCGCCGUCGAAGACUCGACGGCGUAUCUCACGGUCGGGGUGGAGGGUACGCCCGCGCCCACCUUCAAGUUCUACAAAGGAAUCACCGAGAUCAUCGAAGGUGGCCGAUUCAAGUUCCUUACGGACACGGAGACCAAUACGAUCACCCUCUGCAUGAGGAAGACGAAGCCCAACGACGAGGGUACUUACAAGAUCGUCGUGAGCAACAUCCAUGGCGAGGAUUCCGCCGAGAUGCAACUUUACGUUUCCGACGCCAGUGGUAUGGACUUCCGUGCUAUGCUGAAAAAGAGAAAGUACCAGAAAUGGGCGAGAGAAGAACAGGAACAGGAAAAGGUAGACUUGAAGGAAGUCGAGAAGCCGAUGCCGGCGUUAAAGAAAGUGGAAAAGAAACAAGAGAGCUUCCUGAAACCACUGGUCGAUCAGUAUGCCAAGGAGGGCAAAGACAAGAAGAUCGUCUUCGAGGCGAAUUUCUCGAAACCGAACUGCAAACCGAAAUGGUUCUUCCGAAAAGACGAAUUGUUCCCUUCGUCGAAGUAUAAAUUCAAGAACGAAGAGGACUGCUACCAGCUGAUCAUCUUGAAUCCUAAGGUCGAAGAUACCGGCAAAUAUACUAUUGAAAUUUCAGGCGUUUCGAGCACAGGCUUCCUCAAUGUCGAGGAACCGGAUCCGACCUAUACGUUUACCAAACCACUCUCGAAAAAGUCGAGUGGCUUCACAAAGCACGAAGUGUUCAUGGAAUGUACUGUCAGCUCCAAUCUCGCUCAAGUUUCAUGGUACAAAGGAAAGACGAAGCUCGAAGACGGCGACACGUACAGCAUAUCGAAGGAUAUGAGCGGCGUCUGCCGAUUAACCAUAAAGAGCGCCACGCUCGAAGAUAGCGGCGAAUACAUUUGUAAGAUUAACAAACAAACUGACAAGACUGAAACGGUCCUGACCGUAGUUGAAUAUCCUUACAAGUUCGUCAAGGUGUUGAAGCACCAGCAGCUCGUAGAAAAGGAAACUCUGACCCUGCUCUGCGAGUUGGACGAUGCCGGUGGCGACGUGAAAUGGUUCAAGGGUGAACAAGAGAUUCAACCUGACAAGAGGGUACAAAUCAAGGAAGAAGGUAGGAAGAGGAAGUUGAUAAUCAAGGAUGUGAAGGUUACAGACGCAGGCCUCUAUUCUUGCGUGAGCAACGCCGACAAGACCGAGGCCGAAAUAGUUGUAAACUACGCGAACCGUUUCAACAAGAAACUAAAGGACACAGUCGCGGUCGAAAGGGAGAAGUUGGUACUCGACGUGGAACUUCAGGACCAAACUGCCCCAGCAGAAUGGAAGUUCAAUGGGAAACCCAUCGAACCCAACGAUAGGGUGGAAAUCAAGAAUCUGGGCGGUGGUAAGCAUCAAUUGGUCUUCAACAGUGUGGAGAUGAUCGAUGACGGUGAGAUCACCUGCGAGAGCGGACAGCUGAGCAGCAGUUGUAAGCUCACAGUCAAGAAGGGCGAGAGCAAACCAAUAGUCGAGGUUCCCGACAAGGUCGAAGGUCCUUGUAGCGCUCCACUUGUGUUCGUUGUUCCUUUCAAGAUCGAAGGCACGAAACAGAGCCAGGUGGAAGCUAAACUGAUGAAAGAUGGCAAGCCUCUGCCUUUGAAAGAAGUCGAGGUGGUCGUCGGUGAGGAUAAGAUCACCUUCAAAAUCAAAAAACCGUCUCGCGAUCAAUCCGGUAUAUAUCAAGUGAAGAUCGGCAACAACCAGGGAGAGGAAGUCAAAGAUGUAAACAUAAACAUGCAAGACGUGCCAUCAGCGCCCACAGACGUCGACGUGAACGAGAUCUUCCAGAAUUCCUGCGUGGUGUCCUUCAAACCGUCGAAGGACGACGGUGGUUCUCCGAUCACGAAAUAUGUCAUUGAACGUUUGGAUCUCAGCCUGAAGUCGCAAUGGGACAGCGUGGGCGAAGUGAUGCCGGGCGAGAAGUGCGUCUACAAAGUCCAAGAUCUCAUCGCGAAGAAGGAAUACAAAUUCCGCAUAAGGGCGGUGAACAAACUCGGCUCCAGCGAACCGGCGAUGUUCGCGAAACCGGUUCUCGCGAAAGACCCGUGGGACGAGCCGGGCAAACCCACGAAUGUGGAUGUCACCGAUUGGGACAAGGAUCACGCUGAUCUGAAAUGGACGAAACCAGAAAAUGACGGUGGCGCGCCUAUCACCGGUUACAUAAUCGAGUACAAGGAGAAAUUCGGCAAAGAAUGGGUGAAGGGCAAGGAGAUCGAGGGCGACGUGACCGAAGCGACCAUCGACGGUCUGAAAGAGGGCACACAAUACGAGUUCAGAAUCAGGGCUGUGAACAAAGCGGGACCGGGUGAACCAUCCGACGCUACAAAGCCGAUCAUCGCCAAGAGCCGAUUCGUUAAACCGUACAUCGUCGGCGAUGGCCUGACGAAUCUCAUCGUGAAGAAGGGACAGGUCAUUAAGUACGAUAUCAAAUAUGCCGGCGAACCUGAACCGGAAGUGCACUGGUUCCUCGGCGAGAAAGAGCUUGUCCAAGACGCCGCUGAGAGAAUCACGAUCGACAAAUAUGAGAGAAAUACCGUGCUCACUGUCAGAAAGACCACCAGACCGGAUUCAGGAAAAUACAAGCUGGUCUUGUCGAACAGCUCUGGAACUUGCGAGAGCAUAGCGGAUGUCGUUGUACUUGAUAAACCAUCGAGACCAACAGGACCAUUGAAGGUCGAGGAAGUGCGUUCUGAUCACGUGAAAGUGACUCCCAAGAAGAAGUAUAAAUUCCGUGUGAAGGCCGUGAAUAAGGAGGGCGAAUCGGAACCACUGGAAGUGGAUGAAGCUAUCCUUGCCAAGAAUCCAUAUGACGAGCCUGGUAAACCCGGCAAGCCAGAAAUAUUCGACUACGACAAUGUCAGCGUGUCGUUGAAGUGGCAGAAACCGGAAACCGACGGCGGUAGGCCAAUCACGCAUUACACUGUCGAAAUGAAGGAUAAGUUCUCGCCAGAUUGGGUCGAGGUUGCGAAAACAGCGGACGCUACAACGGAGGUAAAAGUGGAAGGCCUUAAAGAGAAGAUGGUUUAUCAGUUCCGAGUACGUGCACACAACAAAGCAGGCCCUGGUGAGCCUAGCGAGCCUACGGACAACCAUAUUUGCAAGCACAGAAAUCUCAAACCGAGAAUCGACAGAACCAACUUCAAGUCGGUGAUCAUCAAGGCUGGUCGCACGCACAAAUGGUCCGUGGACAUCAGCGGUGAACCACCUCCAGAAGCGAAAUGGGUCUGGCGUGAUAAUAUUCCUCUAACAAACACAGAACGCAUCAAAAUCGAAAAUGUCGAUUACCAUACAGACUUCACGAUUGUGAAUGCGAUGCGCAAAGACACCGGGAAGUACACCCUCAUCGCUGAAAAUGCCAACGGCAAAGAUGAGGAAACAGUGGAACUUACUGUUCUUGGAAAACCAAGCGCUCCAAAGGGCCCCUUGGAAGUGACAGACGUUACCGCCACGUCAGCCAAAGUGAAGUGGGAGAAGCCAGAGGACGAUGGCGGUGUCCCGAUCAAGGAAUACGAAAUCGAGAAACUGGACACAAAAACUGGCAAAUGGGUUAGAGUGGGGAAGGUACCAGGAAACUCACCGCUGACGGAAUUCGAUGUGACUGGAUUGAAUCCUGGCAGCGAGUACAAGUUCCGUGUGACCGCUGUCAACGAUGAAGGCGACUCCGAGCCUCUCGAGAGCGAACGCCCGAUUAUUGCCAAGAAUCCAUACGAUGAACCUCACAAGCCUGGCACGCCGGAGAUAACCGAUUACGACAACGAGUCUGUGAGCUUGAAAUGGACUCCUCCAGAUUUCGAUGGUGGAUCACCGAUCGAGAAAUAUAUAAUCGAGAAGAAGGAUCGUUACAAGCCGGACUGGGAGAAAGCUAUCGAAGUACCGGGUAAUCAGUUGGAGGCUAAAGUGGCCGAUCUGAAGGAACGAGGGGAAUAUCAAUUCAGAGUGAUCGCGGUGAACAAAGCCGGCCCGUCUCCGCCGUCGGAUGCCUCCAAGAUGCAGAUAUGCAAGCACAAAGCUCUGAAGCCAAGAAUCGAUCGGACAAAUUUGAAACCCAUCACCGUACGAGCGGGUAAAUCGAUCAAAUACGACGUGGAUGUGCGUGGCGAACCACCGCCAGAGAUUACGUGGUACCACGCUAACGAGGCAAUGAAAACGGCUGAGAACAUUGAAAUCGUAAACGUCGAGUACAACACGAAGCUCAAUAUCAGCGAUUGCGUGCGCAAGAAUACUGGCGUGUGGAAGAUAAAAGCUGUGAACGCUCACGGUGAAGACGAGGCCGAAGUCGAGAUUACCAUACUUUCGGCUCCUGGAAAACCAAAGGGUCCUCUCAAAGUAUCCGACGUCACGAAGAACGGAUGCAAGCUGAAAUGGGGAAAACCAGAGGACGACGGUGGCAAACCUGUUACCAGUUACCAGGUCGAGAAGCUGGACAAGGCCACUGGAAGAUGGGUACCGGUGGGACGUACUUCCGACACCGAAAUGGACAUUAAAGGUCUCCAGGAAGGUCACGAAUAUGAGUUCAGGGUGAAGGCCAUCAACGAGGAGGGCGAAUCUGAACCUCUUGUCACCGAUGGCACCACUCUCGCCAAGAAUCCUUAUGACGUAACCAGCAAGCCUGGUACGCCAGAAUUCGAGGACUGGGACGUGGAUCGCGUUGAUUUGAAGUGGGAACCACCGAAGGACAUGGGUGGCGCACCUAUUACUGGUUAUAUCAUUGAAAUGAAAGAAAAACCGUCCACCCACUGGCAAGAGGCGCUGGUCACUGAAUCGCCUCAGCCAAAGGGUCGUGUCACUGGAUUGAAAAAAGGCUCCACGUACCAAUUCCGUGUUCGUGCAGUUAAUAAGGCUGGACCAUCGGAACCAAGCGACCCAACGAAACCGCACAUCGCGAAAGCACGAUACUUGAAACCACACAUUAACCGUGAGAAGUUGCAACAGAUUAAAGUCAGAGCUGGUCAAAUGGUGAAAUUGGAAGUCGACGUUGAAGGCGAACCGCCUCCAACGAUCACUUGGAACUUCGCUGGCGCAGUUCUGCAGACUGGUGCGAACGUUAAGAUCGACAACGAAGAUUAUCUGACAAAGAUUCAUUUGACAAACACCAGUCGCAAGAACAGCGGAAAAUACACGAUUAAAGCUGUCAACGAUUCGGGUCAAGACGAGGCAGACGUUGACAUUAUUAUUCUGGACAAGCCCGGUAAACCAGAGGGUCCUCUGGAAGUGACGGAUGUCCACAAAGAAGGGUGCAAGCUGAAAUGGAGCAAACCAAAGGACGACGGUGGUCUGCCUCUGUCCAGCUACAUAAUCGAAAAAAUGGACGUAACCACAGGACGAUGGGUGCCUGCCGGUAUCGUCGAUCCUGACAAAACAGAGCACGCUAUUACUGGUCUGGAACCUGGUCAUAAGUACGAGUUCCGUGUGAAGGCUGUGAACGAAGAAGGAGAAUCGGAACCUCUGCAGACCGAUACUGCAAUCCUGGCUAAGAAUCCGUAUGAUGCUCCUGCCGCCCCUGGCCUUCCGGAGAUCAUCGACUGGUCCGAGAACAUGGUUAAACUUAAGUGGGAACCACCUAUAAGAGAUGGUGGUGCACCAAUUACCGGAUACAUUAUUGAAAUGAAAGACAAGUUCGGUACCGCGUUCGUAAAGGCCGCUGAAAUCCAAGGUCCUACUUGCACAGGAACAGUUCCACGAUUGGAAGAAGGAAAUCAAUAUCAAUUCAGGGUCCGAGCUGUCAACAAAGCAGGUCCUGGCGAACCUAGCGAAGCUACGAACCCUCAUACGGCCAAGGCUCGUUGGUUGAAACCGUUCAUCGACCGCACCAAUUUGCAACCUGUUACCGUGAAAGUUGGUCUCACGGUGACCUUGGACGUGAACAUCAUCGGAGAACCGCCUCCAACAGUCACCUGGUCGUUCCAAGGCAGCGAGCUCAAGUCGGACGAUACGAUACGUAUCGACAACAUUGACUAUAAUACCAAAUUCUUCAUUUUGAAGGCCAAGAGAGCUCAUACUGGAAAGUACGUCAUUAACGCAAAGAACGAAGUGGGUGAAGACACAGCUGAGGUUGAAAUAACCGUCCUCGGUAAACCUAGCAAGCCAAAGGGUCCUCUGGAAGUGUUCGACGUCAACAAACAUGGUUGCAAGUUGAAAUGGGAGAAACCGGAAGACGACGGUGGCGCUCCGGUCGAGUACUACGAAAUUGAAAAACUGGAUCCUCUUACUGGACAAUGGAUACCGUGUGGAAAAUCCACUGAACCGGAGGCCACGGUAACCGGCCUCCAAGAGGGUAAACCUUACAAAUUCCGCGUGAAGGCGGUUAACAGAGAGGGCGAAUCCGACGAGCUUGAAGCGGACAAAUCUAUUAUAGCGAAAAAUCCAUUCGACGAACCCGGCAAGCCUGGUCGUCCAGAAAUUAAGAACUGGGACAAGGACUUCGUCGAUCUCGAAUGGACGCCACCGAAAGACGAUGGCGGAGCUCCCAUCGAGAAAUACAUUAUACAGAUGAGGGACAAGGAAGGAAGACAAUGGAUAGACGUGGCAAAGGUUGGUGGUGACCGAAACGUCGCUAAAGUUACCGAUGGAAUCGAAGAGGGUCACGAGUACGAGUUCAGAGUAGUGGCUGUCAACAGAGCCGGACCUGGCGAACCCAGUGACACAUCGAGAAGCGUCGUGGCUAAACCCCGCUUCUUGGCGCCACGCAUCGACCGUAAGAAUCUACAGAAGAAAGUGAUGCGAGUGGGACAAUUGCUACGCAUCGAGGCGGACAUACAGGGUGAACCGCCUCCAGUGGUCACAUGGAAGCUUAAAGACGCCGUGCUUAAAAGCAUGGAUCGUCUGAAAAUCGAAAACGAAGACUACCAUACCACCUUCAUUAUAACUAAAUUACAAAGAAUCGAUACUGGCACCUACACUGUCAUCGCCAAGAACGAUAGCGGUACCGAUCAAGUAGACCUCGAAAUCCAGGUGUUAAGCAAACCUGGAAAACCGAAAGGACCCCUCGAAGUGUCCGACGUGACUGCAGAGGGCUGCAAGCUCAAGUGGGACAAACCGGACGACGAUGGUGGCGAACCAGUUGAUCAUUACGUUAUCGAACGAAUGGACGUCGACACUGGCAGAUGGGUACCUUGUGCCACCAGCAAAACUCCGGAAGCGGAUGUCACUGGCCUGAACGAAGGCAAAGACUAUAUGUUCCGUGUGAAGGCCGUUAAUUCCGAAGGUGAAUCCGAACCACUGGAGACGGCAAUUCCAACCACAGCGAAGAAUCCUUACACCGAGCCCGAUGCGCCAGGCAAGCCAGACCUCAAAGACUGGUCGAAGCACCAUGUAGACCUGAAAUGGAAAGCUCCAAAGAACGAUGGCGGAGCACCGAUCGAGAAGUACAUUAUCGAGAAGAAAGAUCAGUACGGUAAAUGGCAGAAAGCUGCCGAAGUGCCUGGAAACAAGACCGAUGGUCGCGUCGAGGACCUGAUAGAGGGACAAAAGUAUCAAUUCCGCGUGAGGGCGGUGAACAAGGGUGGCCAGAGCAAACCCAGCGAAGCCAGCGACAGCCUGAUAGCCAAGGACCGUUACGCUGCGCCGAGGAUCGAUCGCACGAACUUGAAGGACCUGACGAUCAAAGCUGGCAAUCACAUUCGCCUGGACGUCAAAGUGACCGGAGAACCACCUCCAACGAAGACGUGGUACCUGAACAAGGCCAAACAAGAAUCCGCUGGCCUGUUGACGAUCGAGCUGGAAGAUUACAGGACGAAAUUUAUCGUACUCGCGGCAAGCAGAUCUCACUGCGGCACGUUGACCUUGAAAGCGGAGAACAGCUCCGGAAAGGACGAGGCUUCGAUCGAAAUUCUAGUCCUGGACAAACCUGGCAAACCGGAAGGUCCUCUAAAGGUAUCCGACGUCCACAAAGAGGGAUGCACGUUGAAAUGGAACCCGCCGCUGGACGACGGCGGCACGCCGUUGGAUCAUUACGUGGUCGAGAAAAUGGAUACGGAAACAGGACGAUGGAUCCCGGUGGGACGCACGAAAGAACCCAAUAUGGUCGUAGAGAAUCUGGUACCUGGCCAGGAGUACAAGUUCCGUGUUGCAGCCGUGAACGCGGAGGGUGAAUCGGAACCAUUGGAAACGGAUCAUGGAAUAGUGGCCAAGAAUCCAUUCGACGAACCAGGACCACCUGGUCGCCCAGAAGCAACGGAUUGGGACAAGGAUCACAUAGACCUAAGAUGGACUCCACCCUUGAAAGAUGGUGGAUCUCCAAUCACCGGAUACAUAAUCGAGAAACGCGAAAAAGACAGUCCACGUUGGGUAAAGGCUCUCGAAACCGGGCCCGACUGCAAGGGUCGCGUCGAUAAUCUCGACGAAGGCGUCGAAUACGAGUUCCGCGUGAAGGCCAUUAACGCCGCUGGCCCUGGCGAACCGUCAGACACCAGCAAACCGAUCACGGCCAAAUGUAGACGACUUGCGCCGAAGAUCGACCGCAAAAACUUGCGCGACAUCACGGUACGGGAGCACGAAGGAUUCCACUUCGAUGUUAAAAUCAUCGGUGAGCCACCGCCAGACGUGACCUGGCUCAUCAACAACAAGAGCAUUCAGGUGACCACCUAUCGUCGUAUACAGGACGUUCCGUACAACAGCAAGUUCUUCAACGACAAGCCUGAACGGAAGGAUAGUGGUAUAUACAAAAUCACGGCCGUUAACCAGCACGGGUCUGAUACCGCCGAGGUGGAAGUGACCGUUGUCUCUAAACCUGGCAAACCCGAGGGACCGCUCGAGGUGUCUGAUAUCCACAAAGAGGGAUGCACGCUCAAGUGGAAGAAGCCGAAAGACGAUGGCGGCGAGCCAAUCGAGGGAUACCUCGUGGAGAAGUUCGAUCCAGACACUGGCGUAUGGUUGCCAGUCGGCAAGACAAUGGGACCAGAGAUGAAGGUGGACGGACUGACACCUGGACACGAGUAUAAGUUCAGGGUGAAAGCGCUCAACAAGGAAGGAGAGUCGGAACCACUGGAGACUUUCAGCUCGAUUAUAGCCAAAGAUCCAUUCACUGUCCCAAGCCCUCCGGGAGCACCGGAACCGGUUGACUGGACCGCCAACCAGGUGGAGCUCACCUGGAAGGAACCAGUCAGCGACGGAGGAUCGCCAAUUACCGGAUACAUCGUCGAAAAGAAAGACAAAUACAGCACAAUGUGGGAGAAAGCUCUGGAAACCGAGACGCCAAACACAAAGGCUCUGGUCCACGGUCUCAUCGAGGGCAAUGAUUACUUGUUCCGUGUGAUCGCUGUGAACAAAGCCGGCCAAUCGGAGCCUGGCGACGCCAGCAAGACGUUCACGGCGAAACCACGAUUUUUGGCACCCAAGAUCGAUCGACGCAAUCUACGGGAUGUCACUCUGUCCGCCGGUUCAUUGCUGAGAUUCGACGCAAAUGUGAUCGGUGAACCACCACCACACAUUGAGUGGCGAUACGGGGCGAUUCCACUGCAUUCUGACAGAAAGGUGCAGAUCGACAACUCGGAGUACAGCACAAAGUUCAGUAUCCGUCCUGUGUCCCGCGACGAUAGCGGCGACUAUACCGUCUCAGCAAGCAAUUCCUCCGGAAGGGACGCCGUCACGGUACAGGUCACGGUCACAGACAAACCGAUGCCGCCGGAAGGACCACUUCAAGUCAGCGACGUUCACAAGGAGGGAUGCAAGCUGAAAUGGAAGAGGCCGAAAGACGACGGUGGCACCCCGAUCGAGUACUACCAGGUGGAUAAAAUGGACCCGGAGACCGGAUGCUGGGUACCUUGCGGUCGAUCCACCGAGCCAAGUUUGGAGGUGAACGGAUUGACACCAGGCAAAGAGUAUUUGUUCCGUGUCAGUGCAGUGAACGCUGAAGGAGAAUCUAAGCCUCUAGAAGCGGAACAGGCUAUUUUAGCCAAGAAUCCAUUUGACGAGCCAGGUAAACCGGGUGAUCUCCGAGCGACCGACUGGGACAAGGAUCACGUCGAUCUCGCAUGGACACCUCCAACAAACGACGGCGGAUCACCUAUCACCGGCUACAUAAUCGAGAAGAAAGACAAAUACGGCGAAUGGGAGAAAGCAUUGGAAGUGCCCGCUGACGAGACAAGCGCAACCGUCCCUGACUUGAUCGAAGGCCAGCCGUACGAGUUCCGUGUACGUGCCGUAAACAAAGCUGGCCCCGGCGAGCCAUCGGACGCGACGCCAACAAUCAUUGCGAAACCGCGAAACCAGGCGCCGAAGAUCGAUCGUACGAAUCUGGUGGAGGUCAGAAUCAAAGCCGGUCAGAACUUCAGCUUCGACGUGAAGGUAACCGGUGAACCUCCACCGAUCACGAAAUGGUCGUUGAACAAGCGAGAGGUCAGACCCACCGAGCGAAUCAAGGUGAAACACGUGGACUACAAUACCACGCUGAGUGUCCGAAUGGCCACCAGAGAGGACUCCGGCAAAUACGUGAUCACUGCCGAGAAUAUAAACGGUAUGGACGAGGCUGUGGUCAAGGUGACGGUUCUGGACAGGCCGAGCCCACCUCAGGGACCGCUCAGAGCUUCCGACGUUCACGCCGAGGGAUGCAAGCUGACCUGGAAACCACCGGAAGACGACGGUGGUCAACCGGUUGAAAAAUAUGUCGUCGAAAAGAUGGACGAGGCGACUGGUCGCUGGGUACCGGCAGGCGAAACCGACGGACCCGAAACAGCGCUGCAAGUUGAAGGACUUACACCUGGACACAAGUACAAAUUCAGAGUUCGCGCGGUCAACAAGCAUGGCAAGUCGGAGCCACUGGCGUGCAUGCAAACCGUCGAAGCAAAGAAUCCGUUCGACGAACCAGGAAAGCCUGGCACACCGACCGUCAGCGACUACGACUCGGACUUCGUGGAACUGCAAUGGGAUCGUCCACAAGAAGACGGUGGAUCCCCCAUUACCGGCUACGUCAUCGAGAAACGGGACAAGUACAGCCCAACGUGGGAGAAAUGUGCUGAAGUGGAAGGCGAUGUGAAUCGCGGCAAAGUGAACGAUCUUAUCGAAGGUACUCAAUACGAGUUCCGCGUUAGGGCGGUUAACAAAGCUGGACCUGGUGAACCGUCGGAUGCUUCCAAAUCUCAUCUGGCGCGACCCAAGAACCUCCCGCCAAGGAUCGACAGGAAGUACAUGUUGGACGUGAAAGUGAAAGCAGGCGGCUUCUACGACUUCGACGUCCCAGUGAUCGGAGAACCACCUCCAACCAAGACCUGGACAUUGAAGGGCACGCCAGUCAUCGGGGACGACCGUAUCAAGAUCGUAAACGAAGACUACAACACGAAGGUCCGCGUGAUCGAAGCCAGGCGUUCCGAUUCCGGUGUGUACACCCUGGAAGCCAAGAACAUUAACGGCAGGGACGCGGCAACGCUGAACGUGAACGUCCUAGACGUGCCAGCUCCGCCGGAGGGACCUCUGAAGAUCGACAACGUGACCAAGAACGGUUGCAACCUCAAGUGGCGACCGCCGAAAGACGACGGUGGCUCGGAAAUACAGUAUUACCAGGUCGAGAAAAUGGACACGGAGAACAUGCGAUGGGUGCCAGUUGCCGAAGCAUCCUCGACUUCCGCCCACGUGGAUCACCUGAUCGAGGGACACGAUUACCAGUUCAGGGUACGUGCCGUGAACAAGCAAGGUGAAUCGAUGCCACUCACUGGCAUGGACACGAUCACCGCCAAAGAUCCGUAUGAUAAACCGGACAAGCCUGGAGCACCGGUCGCCACCGACUGGGACAAAGACCACGUCGAUUUGGAAUGGGCACCGCCUAAGAAGGACGGUGGAUCGCCCAUUACUGGAUACAUCAUCGAAAAACGACCUCGAUUCGGAUCCUGGGAGAAGGCCGCGGAGAUCGACGGCAACAAAACCAGCGGCAGGGUUCCUGAUUUAGUGGAAGGACAGGAAUACGAGUUCAGAGUGAUCGCCGUUAAUAAGGCUGGUCCUGGAGAACCGUCGGAAGCUUCCUCUCCGAUCGUUGCUAAACCACGCUUCCUUGCCCCAUCUUUCGACCCGCAUUGUUUGAGCGACAUAGUUGUAAAAGCUGGACAAAAGAUCAGCUUCAUCAUUCCCAUCCAGGCGUCUCCUAAACCUAUGGCCACGUGGACCUUGGAGGGAGCGGUGAUCAUGGCUGAUUCUCGCCAUGAAAUGUACACUACAAAUACCGAGACAACAUUCGAGAUUCCAUUCUCUGUUCGUUCCGACACAGGUCGAUAUGCAUUGACGUUGCAGAACGAACACGGUAAAUUCAGCUCGAGCGCGAGGGUCACGGUCCUCGACAGACCGUCACCGCCACAGAAACCACUCGAGAUCAGUAACAUCACCAAGGAAGGUUGCCACUUGGCUUGGGGUCAUCCAUUGGACGACGGAGGCAGCCCGAUUUUGCACUAUGUUGUCGAAAAGAUGGACUUGUCUCGUGGCACCUGGUCCGACGCUGGCAUGAGCAUGAUAUUAAGCCACGAAGUUGCUAGAUUGACGCAUCGUAAGGAAUACUUGUUCCGUGUGAAAGCCGUCAAUACCAUCGGCGAGUCUGAUCCGCUCGAGGCGCCCAAGAGUAUCGUAGCUAAGAAUGAAUUCGAUGAACCUGAUGCCCCUGGAAGACCACAGAUCACAGACUGGGACCGAGACCACGUCGACCUGCAGUGGCCAGCGCCAAGCAACGACGGUGGAUCUCCACUUACAGGAUACAUUAUUCAGAAGAAAGAGAAAGGUAGCCCUUACUGGGUGAAUGCAGUCCACGUACCUCCGAAUCAGACGAACACCACCGUGCCCGAUCUGACGGAGGGACAAGAAUACGAGUUCCGUGUGAUCGCGGUGAACGCUGCUGGACAAUCCGAACCGUCUGAGCCUAGCGACCUCGUCACCGCUAAACCCCGCUACCUUGCUCCAAAGAUCAAAACACCUCUGCAAGAUAUUCGCAUCAAGGCUGGUCUUAUCUUCCACGUCGACAUCGACUUCGUCGGUGAACCGACACCGGAAGUUACAUGGACCGUUGGAAGCAAAGAGCUGGAAACCACCGACAGAACAACCGUCACAUCGAUUGGUUAUCACACUAUCGUUCACACAGUGAACGCAAAGAGGUCCGAUUCCGGAUUGUAUCACUUAUUGUUGAAAAACAGCAGCGGCAUAGACGAGGGUAGCUUCCAGGUGAUCGUUCUCGACCGACCGGGACCACCGGAAGCUCCUCUGGAGUACGAAGAAAUCACCAGCCAGUCGGUGACGCUGUCCUGGAAACCACCGAAAGACAACGGCGGUAGCGAAAUCACUGGAUACGUGAUCGAGAAACGUGACUUGACCCACGGUGGCGGUUGGGUUCCAGCGGUAACUCACGUCAAUCCGAAGUACAAUCAUGCCACGGUACCAAGAUUGCUCGAAGGUACCACGUACGAAUUCCGAGUAAGCGCUGAGAACCUUCAAGGACGUUCCGAGCCUUUGACCACCGACCAUUCGAUCGUCGCCAAGAAUCAAUUCGUUGCACCUGGACAGCCUGGCAAGCCAGAAUGCGUCGAAGCCGACAAGGAUCACAUCAAGAUCAAAUGGACCGCGCCGAUUAGUAACGGUGGAUCGAAGAUUAUCGGUUACGACGUGGAGCGCCGCGACAGAGCAACCGGUCGCUGGCUAAAGAUGAACAAAGAACCCGUGAAAUACGCGGAAUUCUACGACGACCAUGUAACCGAGGGCCACGCUUACGAAUACCGUGUGACGGCCAUAAACGCCGCUGGAUCUGGCAAGCCUAGCGACACAUCGGCUGUCUUUAUCGCGAAACCGAUGAAAGAGAAACCGAAAUUGAAUCUCGACGCGCUUAUCGGACGCAAGAUCAAGGUCCGUGCCGGAGAACCGAUCAACGUGAACAUUCCACUGUCCGGCGCGCCUACACCCACCAUCGAAUGGACCAAGGAUGCAAGGCCUCUGCUAGAAACUCUUCGAAUAUCGACCGAAACGAAGAGCGAUCGCACCAACCUGUCGAUCGAGAAAUCGGUCCGGGAGGAUGGCGGAUUCUACACGGUCACGGCAUGGAACGAGCACGGAAAAGACUCGGCAGAGAUCGAGGUGAUCGUUGUCGACAGACCUGGUCCACCUCAAGGUCCUCUACAGUACACCGGAACUACCCAAGAAAGCGUGUCCCUGUCCUGGAACAAACCUCUGGACGACGGUGGUUCCGAUAUCACGAACUACAUCGUCGAGGUAUCCGACUACGGAGCCGAUAAUUGGCGACAGACACCUGGAUAUUGUCCGCGUACCAGCUACACCGCCAAAGGACUCACCGAAGGCAAGAAGUAUAUCUUCCGUGUUCGAGCGGAGAAUAUGUACGGUGUGUCGGAACCGUUGGAGGGUAAGCCAGUUAUCGCGAAGAGUCCAUACGACCCACCGGAUGCGCCCAGUCAGCCGGAAAUCCUUGGAUAUACUCCAAACAGUUGCAGUCUUUUCUGGAAUCCACCGCUCAAUACUGGUGGCAAGCCUAUUACUGGUUACUAUGUGGAGAGACGCGAGCGCGGAGGCGAAUGGCUCAAGGUCAACAAUUAUCCAACGCCAAACACAACCUUCACGGUACAAGAUCUUCACGAGGGAACCAAAUACGAAUUUAGAGUUAUCGCUGUUAACGAAGCUGGACCUGGUAAACCCAGCAAGCCCACCGAACCAAUUACUGCUGGACACCAGCGAUUGCGUCCUGAUCCUCCAGAACCACCGAAACCGGACAGAAUCACAAAGGAUUCGGUAACACUAAGCUGGCGUCCUCCGCGCAGCGACGGUGGCGCCAAGAUCAGAGGUUAUAUCGUUCAAAUAAAGAAGAGAGGACAAGAUGAAUGGGACGAAGUUAACGGUGCCCUGAUACCAACGAAUGUCUACACGGUGCCGAAACUGACGGAGGGCGAGGAAUACCUCUUCAGGGUGAUCGCCGUGAACGAUGUCGGCAACAGCGAUCCAAGCAAACAGAGUAAUCCAAUCGUCAUCGAGGAACAGCCAAACAAACCGGUCAUGGAUCUGGGUGGUGUUCGCGAUAUCACCGUUCGUGCUGGCGAGGACUUCUCCAUUCACGUGCCGUACAUCGGCUUCCCGAAACCUACUGCCACUUGGUUCGCCAACGAUGUGGUCAAGGACGACACUGACCAUCGCGUGCAUCAACAAUUGGGCGAUGACUAUGCCAGUCUGGUUGUGAAGAAUUCCAAACGAUCAGACGGUGGAGUGUACAGACUCCAGUUGCGCAAUUCAUCUGGCUUCGAUACGGCUACGGUGAACGUUAAAGUUCUCGACAGACCGAAUCCACCUGAGAAUCUACACGCCGACGAAUUCGGUGGAGAUGCUCUCACAUUGUUCUGGAACCCACCGAAGGAUAAUGGCGGCGCUGAUAUCACCAACUAUGUCGUCGAGAAGCGAGAGCCAAAGGGUACCUGGUCGAAGGUGAGCAGCUACAUCACAACGCCAUUCGUUCGAGUACGAAACCUGACCGUUGGAAGCGUCUACGAAUUCCGCGUGAUGGCCGAGAAUCAAUACGGCACUUCGGACCCAGUGACAACGAUGGAUCCGAUCAAGGCCAGACAUCCGUUCGACCCACCGGGUGCACCUGGAACGCCCAGAGGCGUUGAAACAACGGAAGACAGCAUAACGAUCACCUGGACCAAACCUCGCCACGAUGGAGGAUCUCCAAUUCUUGGAUAUGUUAUCGAAAAACGUCUAUUAAGCGAGGACAAAUGGACGAAAGCCACACCGUCUCUCGUUCACGAGACUACUUACAGGGUAACAGGACUGAUCGAGAACCACGACUACGAAUUCCGUGUGGCUGCCGAGAACGCAGCCGGUCGUGGACCGUAUAGCUCGAACUCUGAGGUGAUCAGAGCCAGCGCACCACCAUUCCCACCAAGGAUCACGUCCGACUUGAGUAUUCGCGACAUGACGGUAAUCGCCGGAGAACCGUUCACUAUAACCGUUCCGUACACGGCGAAUCCAAAACCAAGACCAAGCUGGUCCAUCAACGGCGAGGAAGUACUCACAGGAGAUAGGAUCAAGUUCGACACCACUGACAUUGCCUCGCAAUUCAUCAAUAAGAAGGCUAAACGAUCAGACACUGGAACUUAUACUAUCUAUCUCACGAACACUGUCGGCACAGACUCUGCCUCCUGCAAAGUGCUCGUUGUCGACAAACCAUCUCCGCCUCAAGCCCCAUUGGACAUUUCGGAUAUUACUCCGGAAACUUGCGCACUGUCCUGGAAACCUCCCUUCGACGAUGGUGGUUCACCUGUUACGAACUACGUCGUCGAGAAACUGGAUCCGGCUGGUUACUGGGUGAAGCUGAGCAGCUUCGUAAGAAACACGCAUUACGACGUGAUCGGUCUGGAACCGAACCGGCAGUACAACUUCCGCAUACGCGCGGAGAACCAGUACGGAGUAUCGGAACCGCUACAGGCGGAUGAACCAAUCACUGCUAAGUUCCCGUUCACGGUGCCCGAUCCACCUGGACAGCCACGUGUUAUCGACUGGGACACCUCGAAUGCGACUGUGGUCUGGACACGACCAAUAUCGGACGGUGGUUCUCGAGUCCAGGGUUACAAGAUCGAAUUCCGCGAUCCUGCGGACGAUGCCCAAUGGAGAGUGGCGAACGACUAUCUCGUCAAGGACACAACAUACAUUUGCUACAAUCUGCUCAGUGGCCACGAAUACGAGUUUAGAAUCCGAGCGAAGAACGCGGCUGGCUUCAGUAGACCGAGUCCACCCUCGGCACCGUUCAAACUCAAGAGCAAAUUCAAUGUGCCCUCGCAACCAGGCACCCCACAAGUGGUCAAGGUCGGUAAGAACUACGUCGACCUCAAAUGGGAGGCUCCGAUCUCCGACGGCGGCAGCCGUAUCACCGGUUACAUCAUCGAGAAACGGGAAGUCGGAAGCGCCCUCUGGGCCAAAUGCAACGAGUACAAUGUUACCGACACGGACUACACCGUUAUGCAUCUCAUCGAGCGCGGUGACUACGAGUUCCGAAUCUUCGCGGUCAACGCAGCCGGAAGAUCCGAACCUAGCUCUUGCACCACUCCUGUCAAGAUCUGCGAGGUCGAAGGAGGCGAGAAACCAGAAUUCAUCAGAACUCUGCCCGUCAGCCAGAACAUACCACUUGGCAAGACCUUGGUGUUCGAAUGCGAAGCUUCCGGCAAACCUUUACCCACCGCCAGGUGGCUGAGAAACGGCAGGGAAAUCACGAUAGGUGGUCGCUUCAAAACGGAGGCGUUCGAUGGAAUUUACAGGCUGGUUAUAUCAGACGUGAUGGACGCGGACGCUGGUGACUACAGUUGUCAGGUCUCGAAUCCAUUGGGCAUUGCCACCACAACGACUCGAUUGAGGAUCGGCACUCCGCCGCGUAUCGAACGAAUGCCCGAUGAUCUGUACCUUGCCGAAGGCGACAACACGAAGAUCAAGAUAUACUACAGCGGCGAUCAGCCCAUGGACAUUACCCUCAAGAAGGACGGCCGCAAGAUCGUCGAAACGUCGCACGUCAAGUACACCGUGUUCGACGAGUACCUUAUCAUCUUUAUCAAGGAUAUCGAGAAGGACGACGCCGGCGUUUACGACCUCUGCAUCUCGAACGACAGCGGCAGCGUCAGCGGUUCGUUCAACGUCUACAUCACUGGUCUACCUGGACCUCCAAUUGGACCUCUGGACGUAUCAGAUAUCAACAAACACACCUGCACAUUGUCGUGGCAUCCACCGAAAGUGGACGGUGGUCUUCGUGUCACUCACUACGUGGUCGAGCGUCGCGACGUCAGCCUCACACACUGGAUCAUCGUUUCGUCCUUCUGCAAGGACACGACAUUCAUGGUCCAAGGUUUAACCGAGGGACAGGAGUAUCUGUUCCGAGUUAUGGCGGUGAACGACAACGGAAUGGGACCGCCGUUGGAAGGCACCAACCCCAUCAAGGCCAAGGCGCCGUUCGAUCCUCCUGGACCACCGGGAACACCAAAGGUGACAGAGGUCGGCGGAGAUUUCGUCAAUCUCUCUUGGGACAGACCGGAAACCGACGGAGGCUCGAAGAUUCAGGGUUACUGGAUCGACAAACGGGAGGUGGGAGGUCAAGCCUGGCAACGCGUGAACGUGGCCAUCUGUCUGCCCACGCAGAUCAACAUCCCGAACUUGAUCGAGGGAAGACAAUACGAAUUCCGUGUAUUCGCUCAAAACGCAGCUGGUCUUGGCCCCGAAUCGAAGGCCUCGACGUCGGUGAAGAUCUCCGAUCCUCAAGCGGCCAAGGCUCCAGAGAUCAUACAACCGUUGCACAAGGUGAACUGCGUGCAGAACCACAACGCACACUUCCAAUGCAAGAUCGUUGGCAUACCAAGGCCGACGAUCACAUGGUUCAAGGGCGCCCGCGAGAUCGUCAGCGGAUCUCGGUACAACAUAUACUCGGAGGGCGACGUGCACAACCUGAUAAUCCACGACGUCUUCGGUGAAGACGCUGACGAAUACUUCUGUCGUGCCGUGAACAAAUGCGGCGUCAAAUCGACGAAGGGAGAAUUGUUAAUCAAGACACCACCGAAAUUGAAUGUACCACCAAGGUUCAGAGACACCGCCUUCUUCGACAAAGGUGUCAAUGUAGUUAUCAAGAUUCCGUUCACUGGCUACCCGAAACCGAAGAUCAGCUGGGUCAGAGAAGGCGAGGCAAUCGAAUCUGGAGGACACUACAACGUUGAAGUUAAGGAACGACACGCCGUUCUAACGAUCAUAGAUGGCAGUCGAAUCGACUCUGGACCGUACCGUAUCACAGCGGAGAACGAUCUCGGCCAGGACACCGCCAUCAUCAAGAUCCAAAUCAGCGAUCGACCGGACCCACCGAGGUUCCCCCAGAUCGACAACAUCGGUCACGAUUCGUUGGCUCUUAGCUGGAAACCACCGUUAUGGGACGGCGGCAGCAACAUCACAAACUAUCUCGUCGAGAAACGGGAACACCCGAUGAGCAGCUGGAUCAGAGUCGGAAACACCAGAUUCUGCACAAUGGCGGUCACCGGGCUGAGCCCUGGGCAUCAGUACGAUUUCAGGGUCUGCGCUGAGAAUAUCUACGGUAGAUCCGAUCCCAGCGAAGUGACACCGUUGAUCACGACAAAGGGCAUCGUCAAGAGGGAGUUCAAACAAAAGGAGUACAAGGUGGACGAGUCCGGCAAGAAGAUCCGCGGACGAUCCGACGAGAAACCGUCCGAUUACGAUCAAUUCGUGUUCGACGUGUACAGCAAAUACGUGCCGCAGCCGGUCGAGAUCAAACACUUCUCCGUCUACGACCGUUACGACAUUCUCGAGGAGAUCGGCACUGGUGCGUUCGGCGUGGUGCAUCGUUGCCGCGAGAGAGCCACUGGAAACAUAUUCGCCGCCAAAUUUAUCCCCGUGUCCCACGCGAUGGAGAAGGAACUUAUCAGGAAAGAGAUCGAUAUAAUGAAUCAACUCCACCAUCCGAAACUGAUCAAUCUCCACGACGCCUUCGAGGACGACGACGAGAUGGUUUUGAUAUUCGAGUUCUUGUCCGGCGGUGAACUGUUCGAGAGGAUCACGGCCGAGGGUUACACCAUGUCCGAGGCUGAGGUGAUCAACUACAUGAGGCAGAUCUGCGAGGCCGUUAAGCAUAUGCACGAGAAGAACAUCAUUCAUUUGGACAUCAAGCCCGAGAACAUCAUGUGCCAGACACGCAACAGCACGAACGUCAAGUUGAUCGACUUUGGUUUGGCCACGAAACUCGAUCCCAACGAAGUGGUCAAGAUCAGCACCGGCACCGCCGAGUUCGCCGCGCCUGAGAUCGUCGAGCGUGAACCGGUCGGCUUCUACACGGACAUGUGGGCCUGCGGUGUAUUGGCCUACGUUCUAUUGAGCGGCCUUUCACCGUUCGCCGGCGACAACGACAUCGAAACACUGAAGAACGUUAAGGCCUGCGAUUGGGACUUCGACGAAGAAGCAUUCCGUGAUGUUUCCGAGGAGGGCAAGGACUUCAUUAGACGACUGCUCGUCAAAAACAAAGAGAAACGUAUGACUGCUCACGAGUGCCUGUUGCACGCGUGGUUGACCGGUGACCAUAGCGAUCGAACUAAAGCUAUUUCGAGCAGCCGAUACCUCAAGUUCAGGGAUAGGCUGCGCGCCAAGUACGAGAACUGGGACAAAUACAUUCUUCCCAUUGGUCGUCUGGCAGAAUAUUCUUCGCUUAGGAAGUUAUUGGUCGACAAAUAUAAGAUUUACGAUUCUUGCUUCGACCGCAGACAAGCCGCGCCAAGGUUCGUCAUCAAACCUACUAGUGCAUUCGCCUACGAAGGCCAGAGCGUGAAGUUCACUUGUCGCGUGAUCGCGAUUGCCGACCCGACUCUCACGUGGUUCCACAACAACCAGGAACUUCGACAGUCUGUCAAAUUCAUGAAACGAUACCAUGGUGAUGACUACACCUUCAUCAUCAACAGAGUGAAGCUAGAGGACAGAGGAGAAUACGUGAUCAGGGCGGAGAAUCAUUAUGGUUACAGGGAGGAGGUUGUCUUCCUGAACGUGCAACCACUGCCCAGAGAGAUUCCAAAGUACAGGCCGGAAUUACACCCGGUCCGAAGAAGAGAACCCCUCGGCUACAACAUCUGGAUGGAAACGAUCGAAUCCGCGCCCAGUUUCACCUUCCUCCUUCGACCCCGUGUCAUUCAAGUCAGGCAAACUUGCAAGCUCCUCUGCUGCCUGAGCGGCAACCCACCGCCCUCUGUGAAAUGGUACAAGGACAGGGACGAGCUCUCCAAGCAUCACUACGCGAUGACCCACUCGGACGGUGUAGUGACGAUGGAGAUAAUCGACUGCAAGCCGGAAGACAGUGGGAAAUACCGUUGCGUGGCGACCAACAAGCACGGAAAGGACGAGACCAGCUGUGUCGUUAUUGUCGAAGGCACUGGAGAAACUGAGGAGCAAGUUAAAUUAGCGCACGACCUCCUACAUUCCGGAGAUCGAAGAUUUAUCGAGCAACCAUUGAAACCGGCACCACCGCCGAUCGUGACCGUUCACAAGGCCGGCGGAUACAGCGGAUAUAGUUCCACCACCACGCAGGGUUAUUCGAGCAGUUCGUCGACCAAUUACAAUAGUUCUACCACUAAGCAAAAUUCCACGACUUCCUCUUCCUACAAAGCUACAGACUCCAGCACGGACAAACGAAGCGUCAAGAAAUACGGUCUCGACGCCACCGGAAGCCCAUCUCGUUCCAGGAGCACCACCAAGGAAUUAAUCCAUCCCCCGGACGACUCGAUGAGAGCGCCCAAAUUUACACAGAAGCUGAACGAUCUUACCAUCAACGACGGUGAACAGCUAGAGCUCAGCGCGAAGGUCGACGGUGAUCCAGAACCGCAAGUCACCUGGUCCAAGAACGGCAAGACCCUCAGCUCGUCUGGUAUCAUGGAUCUGAAGUACAAAGCCGGAGUCGCGACACUUGUUAUCAACGAAGUGUUCCCCGAGGACGAGGGUGAAUACACUUGCCAAGCGACCAACAGUAUGGGUACCGUAACUACCUCGUGCAAGCUGACCGUGAAACCCAACGCGAAUGCGUCUGCGAAAAAGAAAACCGACGACAAACCUCCGAAGAUCGUGGAUCAUCUGACGAGUAUGUUCGUGAAAGACGGCGAGACUGUGCUGUUGAGCUGUCGAAUAAUCGGCGCGAAGAAGUUCGACGUGGUCUGGCUUCACAAUAACAAAGAGAUCAAGCCCAGCAAGGACUUCCAGUACAGCAACGAGGCGAAUAUCUACAAACUUAAUAUUGCCGAGAUCUUCCCCGAGGAUUCCGGCACCUAUACCUGCGAGGCGUUCAACGACGCUGGGGAGAGCUUCUCGUCGUGCACAUUAAACGUCCUUGUUCCAAACGAGGAACCGAAGAGCCCAGUCUUCACGACAUUCCCGCAAUCUGCAACGGUGAGCGAAGGCGAAUCGGUUACGUUCACAUGCAAGACUGAAACCGCGCCUUUAAAAGUAACGUGGUUGAAAGACGGAAAAGCGAUCCCAGAAACUAGUAGCAGGUACCUCUUCAGUUCGGACGGCGACAAAUCGUUCGAAUUAGGUAUAAAAUCAUGCACGGCCAGCGACGUUGGCCAAUACGUUGCCCGUGCGAUCGGCAAGAAGGGCGAAACGAACGCAGCGUUUGCCCUGAACGUCACCAGCGAGCAGUAACAUCGUUAAUUUUCAACCAGCGCAAAGAUCGCAAUACGACAAGCUGCUUCAAUAUUACCGAGAGAACAAUGAUUAGACAAACACAGAAAAGAGAUAAAAUGUAUAAACGGACUGUAAAAAUUUGCGACUCGCGAAGAAUUGCGACCCGAUAAGUGUGUGGUAUUAUAAGGUUCGUGUAUAAAUGAGAUAUCGGAGAACCGCUGGUAUUCGCAACUAUUCUCUAUAUGUAAAUUUUCAUGGAACGCUGUAUUUUCCUUUUUUGUGUGCUUAUCAUAUCGCAAACAAUGAAACACAAUCGUGUCGUUGUAUGACGAAAGAUGAAUCCGGAACGUCGAGCAAACACACACGGACAGCACGCGCAAACUAUACGCUAAUACGAGCUUUGCUGCAUACACGAAUUAGCAUAUUUUAAGUACACAAUGGUGUCAUAACGACAGUAACGAAAUUGAGAAAACAAUUGAAACGUUCACGGUCGAUCUCGGCACGACAUCCAGCAUCCUCGACAUCCAUCGGAACAUCAACGUGUGACCAUCUUGUCUCGCCGAGAUUACUGUACGAAUUAACUGAUACUGUCGAAAUGUACGUUCUUAUUCCAUGUAAUCGUACGCACUGUCGUGUUAUACUUGUUUGAAGACUGCUUCCGUUACAAAAUUUACGAUUAAUAAAAUAUGAUUAAAACAUAAAAGGUUGAAUCUUCCCCCUUCCCGACAAGUAUAUUUUACGUUUCGUUACAAUACCGCUUUAACCUUUGUUAAAGCGCAGGAUUACGAAAGAAUCAUUUCUUAAUUUCAUAAAAUAUUUCAG